CACGCAUCAACGAUGACAAAAGCACAGCCGUUGAGAGUCGUCAUUGUCGGCGCUGGCUUUGCCGGUCUUACGGCUGCGAUUGCCCUGGGGAGGGAAGGGCAUCGGGUUGUGGUGUUGGAAAAGUCCCGUUUCAAUAAAGAAACAGGGGCUGCAAUUAAUUCUGCGCCGAACUGUACCAAGAUGCUGGAGUGGCUUGGUGUGGACGUCAAGGGGUAUGGUGGGACGUUGCUAGAAGAGAUGAGUCGAUAUGAUCAUGAAGGAACGUUGAAGUACUCUCAGGAAUUUGGCCCUAUUCGGCAGUCAUGGCAAGCCGAAUACUACUUUAUACACAGAGCCGACCUGCACACAGCGCUCAAACAACAAGCCGAGAAGGUCGCCACAAUCCACACCGGAUGCAGAAUUGUCACCGUCGGCGUGUCUAGCGAUAAUCCCUCUGUCGUGCUUGACGACGGGCAGGUAUUUGCUGCUGAUGUAUUAAUUGGUGCUGAUGGUCUUCAUUCCGUCGUCCGCAAACAAAUCGCGCCCAGCUCGUCGCAGCCCUAUCCUACAGACAAAGCCUGCUUCCGGUGGCUUCUUCCGACAAGCGAGAUCAGCAACCUUGACGAGACAAAGGAUAUCAUCCAGCCAGGACGAUUCAUAGAGUGGACAUCCGGAAAGACAAGGCUGGUGGUGUAUCCUUGCGCAAAUAAUGAGGUCCUCAACCUGUGUGCCUUUAUACCAACGGCGCAGGUUGAGGCUGCUGACGCAAGCAGUAAAGAAAUCGUGAUGAGGGAAUUCCGCGACUAUUGCCCUGCCGUCCAGAAACUGAUCGAAAGCACCGACGAAGACCUGAAGGCCUGGCAGUUAUACGACAUGGACCCUCUACCACGCUGGGUCUGUAGACGCGCCGCUUUGAUUGGGGACGCAGCUCAUCCAUUUCAACCUUUCCUCGGCCAAGGAGGCGCAAUGGCGAUCGAAGAUGGCGUUUCACUCGCGACCUUCCUCCCUUUGGGCACAAUCCCCAGCGAGAUACCAAGUCUUCUGGGAUUAUAUGAGAAAGCGCGUCGGCCGAGGGUCGAGAUGGCACUGAAGUAUACCCGACUGAACGCGAGAGAUGAAGAUGGCUCAUCGGACCGUCGUAUAACUGCGGCAGAGAUGAUGAGAUUUAUGGGGGCCAUUUUCUCGCACGAUGAACUGGUGAAUUCGCAAACUAUCCUGCAAGAGAACCUGGCUGGCAGUGGUUCCAAUGUGUAAUGCUGCUGGGCAUCGCGAAGUACCGUCCGUACUGAAAGGCUGAACAUAUCCACAUAUUCUAUCCCAUUCGUAAUACUAGAAGCUCAGAGCCCCACCAUAUUGCAUUUAGACGCCAGUAAAGACAUGUGUUCAGACCAGAAGCCCCUUGACAUCUUGAAACUGUUCUUUCUCGUC
Molecule: messenger RNA, 1407 nt
Organism: Aspergillus versicolor CBS 583.65
Lineage: Eukaryota; Fungi; Ascomycota; Eurotiomycetes; Eurotiales; Aspergillaceae
Product: FAD-dependent oxidoreductase
Exons: 8
Coding region: 13-1233 (406 amino acids)
Molecular function (GO): FAD binding; monooxygenase activity
Source: RefSeq, a predicted model, not a curated record